This is a messenger RNA of Mesorhabditis belari, 480 nucleotides long. The record is from the annotation of a GenBank genome assembly. Lineage: Eukaryota; Metazoa; Nematoda; Chromadorea; Rhabditida; Rhabditidae.
AUGACCAAGCUAAAUGAAUCACUUCGAAUUUGUAUUAUGAUUAGAAAUUCACAAAAAGAGCAGUAUGGAUGCGAUGUGAUGACUCAUAAUGGAGAGCAUCUGAUCGUAUCAAUCAUCCCGGGAAGUAUCGCCGAGAGAAGCGGCUUGAAGAGAGUUCAUCGAAUCGUUGCCGUCAAUGGGAUCAAUGUACUCGAGCUGGCCCAGACACAGAUCUCCUACCUCAUCCUGUCGAAUCCUUUGAAAUGCGAGCUACUCGUGAUUGACCCGAGCUUCUCAACACACAAAAACCCCGAAUGGGACCGGAUUGUUUCGGAAUUGGAUUCUCCGGCCUCGAUUUGCCUGCAUUCUCCCUACAUGUUGUCCUCAAAUAACAAUGGAAUGGAAAUGAUUGAAAAAGCCGUCAACAAGAUCUUCUCAAUGCCCACAAAAAGCUAUUCUCGAGUCGGCGAGGAAGAGAGCCUCCUCAUCGACAGCGAAGGA